This is a messenger RNA of Scutellospora calospora, 1208 nucleotides long. Lineage: Eukaryota; Fungi; Glomeromycota; Glomeromycetes; Diversisporales; Gigasporaceae. The record is from the annotation of a GenBank genome assembly.
AGUGGGGUUUUGGGUAUCAAGUUUUCUGUAAUGAUAAAGACCAAAAUGACUCUAACAUUACUCGUCGCAAAUCUUAUCGUUGUUCAUCAAGUGGCACUUAUGAGGCUCGAAAAGUAAUUGACCAAAAUUUACACUGUUUACGUGGUACUACAAAAACAAGUUGCGAAUGGCAUUGUAACUUUUCAUUUCCAAAAACUACUCAACAAAUAAAAUGUACAACAUUAAAAGAUAUGCAUAACCACCCAGUUAAUCCUGUACAAAUAUCCGAUGUUAUCGCUAGAUAUCGACGUUUUAACAAUGAGAUGAUUCAAGAUAUUGAAUUCUUUUUAGAUUGUAAGGUUGCACCUAUUACUCAACUAGAAAUACUUAAAAAGAAGCAUCCACAUCAUGUGUUUCAUAAGCAAGACAUAUAUAAUAUAAUUCAUAAAUUGCGUCAAAAUGAUGAUGAGAGAUCUGAUUCUGUUUCUUUACUUGAUAGUCUUUUUGAAAAAAUGUCAUCGGAUCCAUGUUGGAAGGUAUUUAUUAGACAUUCUGGUAAUGAACGUCGGUUAUCAGAUAAUUAUGGAAGGUUUAGAAAUGUAGCAAACGCAUUGGUGGAGGAUGAGCUUUCUUCAACUUAUGUUUGGAUUUUGCAAUACUUGUUAAAAGCAACAAAUAAUGUAGUUCCAAAAUCAUUUUGGACAGAUUCCGAACCUGGCUUGAUCAGCGCUGUUUCUCAAGUUUUUCCAAAUACACAUCAUUUUUACUGUUUGUUUCAUAUUUUGCAAAAUAUAAUUAAACACCUUAAGGUAUCUUUGGGCUCGAAUUUUAAUGAAUUUAAGAAAGUUUUUUUUUCAUGUCGAAAUGCAUUAAGUGUAGAGAUUUUUGAACAACGAUGGGAAUUUAUAAUAAAAACAUUUCCAGAAUGUGAACAUUAUAUGAUAAAAAAGCUAUUUGCUAAUCGAAAUAGUUGGGCCAAAGCUUAUGCACCACUUCAAUUUAAUGCGGGUAUUCAGAGCACUCAAAGUGUUGAAUCAUUCAAUGGACGAUUAGAGCAUUCAAUACCAGAAGAUUUGUGUCUUGACGUUAUAAAUGAUAAUUUUAUAGAGGACAUAGUCGAUGAACUACAAGCAACAUUAAAGGCUAUUUUAGACAAUACUAAUACGUCUAAGAUUAUUGAAAUCUGGAGAAUUCGUCGAGUAGGAGGUCUUUCUAAUAAAGACAAUUUA